Messenger RNA from Schistocerca serialis cubense, 1470 nucleotides. RefSeq names its product trypsin-1-like. The coding region runs from base 590 to 1327 and encodes 245 amino acids. Gene Ontology annotation, biological process: proteolysis. Gene Ontology annotation, molecular function: serine-type endopeptidase activity. The transcript is spliced from 7 exons. The record is from RefSeq and is a predicted model, not a curated record. Lineage: Eukaryota; Metazoa; Arthropoda; Insecta; Orthoptera; Acrididae.
UGCGCAUGUUGUCAACAUUAAAUCAGGAUUGUCAAGUGUUUUCGGGACUUCGUUGUGCGUGUAUGCUUUUCGCAGAGUUUGAAGUUUAUAAUAUCAAGAGUUUUUGUUGUGCUUUCACCGUUUGUUGAUAGUGUAAUAGCGAUGGUGAAUUACUGUUGUUGCUACGGAUACAAAGAAAAAUAUGUUAAAGGAGGGAUAGUGACUUUUCAUGGGUACCAUGUUUAAAAAUUUCGAGACGCAUUAUAAUUAAGGCUUGAUUCUGUAGACCUAUUUUUCUACGAUUUUAUGACUAUAUAAGAGAUAUUACGGCUCGUACAAAAGUUUACAAACAAUCGCUUCCUCUCGUAAAUUUGCUAGUGGAACAGGAAAGGGAAUGGUUAGUUGUUUCAGCAAAUACUAUCCUCCAUGCAUUUAUCAGUGACUUGUCGAUUAUGUAUAUAGAUUUGAAAGACGGGAGACCGAUAAAUUCAAUAGAGUGGGAGUCUGUAACUGUCUUCGUAUAAUAUUUUCCGAAAGGAUGAACAACGAGUAAAGAUGUGGCUCCAGAAAAUAGGAGGAGUAAUUUUGUCCCCAGAAAAUACUCCAAAGUAUGUUCAAAACACUUUGCAGAGGAAUGUUUAGACAGAGAAAAAUUUGGACGCGUGUGGCUGAAGGUGAGUUUCCUUACCAGGUGUCACUGAAGCUGGUCUUCUCAGGUAGCCGUGUACACACCUGUGGUGGCUCCAUCCUCACCAGCAAUGCUGUCCUCACGGCUGCACAUUGUGCUAUCGACUCUGGAUCCUUAGUUGCUGUGGCUGGAGAAUACGACUUGGCUAGCAAUGAUGGGAGCGAGCAGGAGAUACAAGUCGCAGACCAGAUCGUGCAUCCCGACUACACUGGAGACGUAGCUCCACACGAUAUUGCUGUCUUCACCCUGCAGUCCUCACUGUCUCUGGGCACAUACGUGCAGACCAUCAGUUUGCCCACUGCUGGUUCAAUCCCUGCAGGUGGAUCUACAGCUGUCUUAUCUGGCUGGGGAGCAGCGGACGAUCCGACGGAGACUGUCCUACAGACAGUUGAUGUCACAGUCAUCGGCUAUGAAACUUGCAGACAAAAUAUUGAUGACAUAUAUUCGGGCCCGAACCCACUUACAGAGACUAUGGUCUGCACGGGACCCAUCUAUGAUGGCAUCUCUGUCUGCUUUGGUGAUUCUGGAGGCCCCCUGGCGCAGAACGGUGAGCUCAUCGGUGUUGUGUCCUGGGGAAUGAUGCCGUGUGGUACUCAAGGUGCUCCAUCUGUCUUCACCAGAGUGUCUGCAUACCUGGACUUUAUCAAUCAAAAUAUAUGAAGGGCCACAGCUCAUCUCACAUGGCACAACAUACAUAAAUUUACUAAAUUAUGUCCACAGGCAGCACUACAGCUCAAUUCUACAUUACUAUUGUGCUAACUGGACCUCAAUUUCAAACACUGAUGAUAAUAAAAGUACCAUUC